UGUUCUAUGUUUAUUACUCAUUAAUAAAAAAACAUAUUUGGGUGAUCGCAGACUAAAAGUAAUUAAAAAUAAUUUGAUCACCACAAUGCUUUCCUUCAAUAUCUCAAGAACCCUCCUCUUUCUUUGCACCCUUUGCUUGCUUGUCCUCUCAAUUGAAAAAGUUAGCUCUGGUAUUCCUAAUUUCUGCUCAAGUACAACCACUAAUACCACUCUUAACAGCACCUAUCAAGCCAAUCUCAAUCUCCUCCUCUCUACACUGUCAAACGCCAGCACAGCCAACAGAUUCUACAACUCUUCAGUCGGCCAUGACCCUCCAAACAUAGCUUACGGCCUCUUCCUUUGUCGCGGUGACACCACCCCCCAGAGAUGCCAAGAUUGUGUGGUCAAUGCAAGGAUAGGGAUGGUACAAAUGUGCCCAAAUGGAGAAAUGGCUCAAGUUUGGGCAGAGAAGUGCUUGAUUCGUUACUCGAACCAAUACAACUUCUCAAGAUCGGAGUAUAAGUGUAACGAACAGAAUGUCACGGAAGUGAAGAGAUUUAGGCAGGUGUUAGGAGAGAUGUUGGAAGACUUGGCCACUCUGGCUGCAAAUGAUCAAUCUGGUAUGAAGUUUGCUACUAAGAAAACCGAAUUCAUGGCACAAGAAGAAUUGUACAGCCUUGCACAAUGCAUGCCGGAUCUAUCUGUUGAUAAUUGCUACGAGUGUCUUCGAGAAGCUACCUCGUAUGUGACAAGCCGCUGUGAGGAAAGGAGAGGUGCAAGAGUUUUGUUUCCAAGCUGUAAUAUUCGCUACGAGUUUUAUCGCUUCUAUAGCAACUUAGGUAGCCGCGCUCCUCCGCCAGGAAAAGAUGGAGUCAGUACAUCAGUAAUAAUUGUUGCUGUUGUUGUUACAAUAAUUGUCAUGGUGAUGCUUUUUUCGAUUGGCUUCUGGUGCAAAAGGAGGAAAGCAAGGAAGAGAGACUAUGUCAUAAGAAAAAAGAAUGUUGCAGGUGAGAUAGAAACUGUGCAGUCCAUGCAAUUUGAUUUGGAAACCAUCAGAGCCGCCACAAAUGACUUUUCUGAUGAUAACAAAGUUGGUGAAGGUGGAUUUGGCGUUGUCUACAAGGGAACACUUCCUUACAAUGGACAAGAGAUAGCUGUGAAAAGGUUAUCUAGAAGUUCCACGCAAGGUGCAAAGGAAUUUAAGAAUGAGGUUGCAUUGGUAGCCAAACUACAGCACAGGAAUCUAGUGAGGCUGUUGGGAUUUUGCUUGGAAGGAGAAGAAAAGAUACUCGUUUACGAAUUCGUUUCAAACAAAAGCCUUGACUACUUUCUAUUUGAUCCGGAAAGAGGAAAACAAUUGGAUUGGCCAACACGAUACAAGAUUAUAGGAGGCAUAGCUAAAGGAAUUCUUUAUCUUCAUGAAGAUUCUCGACUUAGAAUUAUACAUCGUGAUCUAAAGGCUAGCAAUAUACUACUAGAUUUGGAUAUGUAUCCAAAAGUUUCAGAUUUUGGAAUUGCAAGGAUCUUUGGUGUUGAUGAAACUCAAGGGAAGACGACUAAAAUUGCUGGAACAUAUGGUUAUAUGUCUCCAGAGUAUGCAAUGCAUGGGAAAUUCUCCAUAAAGUCGGACGUUUAUAGCUUUGGAGUCUCAAUAUUGGAGAUUAUAAGCGGCAAGAAGAACAGUAAUUUCUUCCAAUCAGACAGUGUUGCUGACGAUCUUCUGAGCUAUACUUGGAAACAUUGGAGAGAAGGGACACCCUUGGCAUUGAUGGAUCCAACUCUGGCAGAUUCUUGUUCAAAGAAUGAAGUCAUUAGAUGCAUCCAUAUUGGCUUAUUGUGUGUUCAAGAAAACGUGGAUGCUAGGCCUUCUAUGGCAUCUAUACUUUUCAUGCUCAACAGUGAGUCGGUUACCCUACCGUUGCCUCAGAAACCUCCACUCAUUGUUCACAGCAGAACAGAGUUGGGCAUUCCAAAUGUGCUUGAGCCGUGGUCUUUGAAUGAAGCAUCAAUUACUGAACUAUGUCCAAGAUAAUGUUAAAAAGUUCAUGCAAUCCGGGAAGGGUAUUUUUGGAAAUGAAAAGAUAGAAUGUUGUGUUUGGGAACUAAACAUAACAAAAAUGUAUUUCUACUGUAAUGGUCUAUCCCCAAUAUGAUAUUGUUGUCUAGGUACAACAUUUGCUAUUUUCACAUGAAAGCUGACCUUAAAUUCAAGUGUAAGAGAAGAAUCAAUAUUACUGUUUUAACAAGCCUUCCUUGUCUUCCGAUU
This is a messenger RNA of Cornus florida, 2245 nucleotides long. RefSeq names its product cysteine-rich receptor-like protein kinase 44. NCBI's taxonomy places the organism in Eukaryota, Viridiplantae, Streptophyta, Magnoliopsida, Cornales, Cornaceae. The transcript has 7 exons. Gene Ontology annotation, molecular function: protein kinase activity; ATP binding. The record is from RefSeq and is a predicted model, not a curated record. Bases 86 to 2011 code for a protein of 641 amino acids. Gene Ontology annotation, biological process: protein phosphorylation.